Trichomonas vaginalis G3 is the source of this 510-nucleotide messenger RNA. RefSeq lists its product as uncharacterized. NCBI's taxonomy places the organism in Eukaryota, Parabasalia, Trichomonadida, Trichomonadidae. The record is from RefSeq and is a predicted model, not a curated record. The annotation marks the transcript as partial. The transcript has a single exon.
AUGAGAAGCAAAUCCAUCUUAGCUGGUGCCGUUAAUGUUCCAAUUGAACCAACAUCAAAUGUUGACUCACGAACGACAAACAAUAUUGUCAUAAAGAACUAUAGUUCAGAGUGUUUGAAAGAAAAAGAACCAGAACUUAAGUCGGGAGGGCUCAAAGAGCCCAUCUUGGCGCAUGGCGCCGUGAAUUUAAACUCAGCUUCAAACGCUAACGCUACAUCAGAUGUUAAGUUAGAGUAUCCACCACUGGACCAAAUUCUUUCAAGAGAAGCCAACGACAACCCUUACACAAAUGUUCAAACAAAUCCUUCAGAUAACGUAGACCAUUACCUUCUUCAGUUAUACCAAACAAUUUUACUCAAAGACGAUAAGAAGCUUUUGACAAAUCUUAUAAGCAAGAACCAAAUAAUUCUAACAAAGGAGGACCUUGAAAAUGUUAUCUCACGAAUAACAGGGAAACAAUGUGUCAUUGACUAUCUCGACCCUGAAAUCGAAUGCUGUGGUCAAACUCCA